AUGGCUUUCACCCCUCUUACGUCCAAACAAGUUUUGGAGUUCUUGCCUUUGAACACAUGGACCGAGGAGUACGAUGAAAAUUCUAGAAAUUGUCUAGAAAAUGUGAAGCUAAAAGAUAUAGAAAAUGGAUCAUAUAUUAAUUCUAAUUAUUUAAUGAAAUGUACAUCAACGGAAACUGAAGAAUUUAAUGAAAAACCACAAAAUAUUACUGAAAACGAGACAGUGUUAACUGACACAAGUUUACAAAAAGGCAUAUCAAAUAUUGAAUUGAUGAUUGAUACUUAUCAUGAAAAUGUGAAGUUAAAAGAGAUGGAAAAUGGAUGUUAUAUGAACUCUAAUUAUUUAAUGAAAUGUACAUCAACGCAAACUGGUAAUAGUAUUUAA
Acyrthosiphon pisum (pea aphid) is the source of this 384-nucleotide messenger RNA. RefSeq lists its product as uncharacterized. The record is from RefSeq and is a predicted model, not a curated record. Bases 1 to 384 code for a protein of 127 amino acids. Lineage: Eukaryota; Metazoa; Arthropoda; Insecta; Hemiptera; Aphididae. The transcript is spliced from 4 exons.